Molecule: messenger RNA, 1997 nt
Organism: Dicrocoelium dendriticum
Lineage: Eukaryota; Metazoa; Platyhelminthes; Trematoda; Plagiorchiida; Dicrocoeliidae
Source: the annotation of a GenBank genome assembly
AUGCAUAUAUAUGUAUGUACAUACUAUCUACCCCCAACCUGUUUUCAGACUACCGCCGACUCCAUCGCUUCCGAGAUUUUAAGUGCGUCCAGUCUCCAGCAACUCCGCACCCAAGAGCUAUGUGCCCAUUCGUGUACAGCCUUCUGCAAAUCGCUCUUUUCGGUAGCCAAAGCGCAAGCCAGACUUUCGGAUGAUGGAGAGCUUGAACAAAAUCUUUCCGCAUUGGAGUCGCAUCUUCGCCACUCAAAUUCCUGCGUGCUGUCGCACUCACUCCGGGGCACACCGAUUCCCUUUGAUGGUACGGUGGAAAGUUUUGGACGAUUACAAUCCGACAACUGGAAAGGGGAUGAGCACCAACUGCUCAUAAGUUUCUCCAGUGAUGUCAAUCUCUUCCGAUUGUUGGAAUAUCUCUGUGGUAUCUGCUUGGAUACGCAUUUGUAUUCACAUGCACUCAAUUUGGCCGUCCAGGUUUGCUUGUUGGGCUCAUCCUGUGACCCCCCUCCCGACCCUGUUCUGUCCCAGUCUUCCAAAUGGAUGGAUUCUCUCGAAUUCACUGAGAUGAUUUCCGAUUUCGUGUCAUUCAACCAGCCCCCAGCCGGUUUGUCCAAUCCGCUGUGGCUACGUGUGUCGGAAUUGUGCCAGUCCUUCUCUCCUAUCGUUCCCCCCUGUGAUGAUCCGCCUGAACACACUGAUCAGCAAGAUGAGGCAGAUCAAUCAGUUUUGUGCACAUCUAACGAUGACCACGCUGACACAUCGAUAGUGGACCAGGUGGAGUCAUCCCACUUUGUCCAAGUGCAUGAUUUAUCCGUGAAGGAACAGCAGCUCCGCUUUUAUGCCCAUCCUAUGGACAUAUCGGAGGACGGAGUUUCCCCUGGAGAUGAGUUCGAUACAACAUCGGAUUCAAACGUGACGCCAUACCAGGGCGUCACUGAGGAUUAUUUAAGCAAUGGGUUUUAUUCACUGCUGGAGAAUAGAAACGACAUACCUUCCGAACAUUGCCCCGAUGCAGACGAGCCCGAUGACUCGGUCACAGACACGGAUGUGGAUCUAUUGGUUUUGCGUCGAUAUCCUACCUGCGAACAGUCUCUGGUCGACACUGUUGAUGUUCUGGAUGAUGCAGACUAUUCGGAACAACUACACCAAUCCUCCGAGUCUUGGGGUGCAAUUCGAUGCGUAUCCAUCCUCAAACUACCCGACCGGAGUGUUGAUCUGUCAAGCCCAGAGCGCCGGCCCACCAUAUGCAAGCACGUUCGUUUCUCCCUCGACUCAUGUCAUCCGAGCCCAGCACUGGAGGCCGAAUACGGUGGACGAAGCAACCGAAAACGGCUACUGGAUUUCGCCCGACGCCGACAGAUGUUAAACAAUUCUGGUGACAUUAGAGCUACGUUGCUUGCGGAUCAAUCGUUUGCAAUGUUUUUGCGCGCCAAUUGUAACCCCAUACCAAUGCUCCUCCGAUGUCUACGACACAUCCUCUGUCUUCUCAGCCUCUGUUUCCACACCCGAGUGAAGCUGAUCCUUUGGCUCUGUAUCCUCGUAUCCACCCUGUUCUCUUGCACUUUGUUCACCUGCUGCCACAUUCUCCACCUUCCGCUGGUCCAGUGGCCGUUGCUUGUGAAACAAACAGCCUCGAUUAAUCCGGUCUCCGAUUCAUGGGACGUGAGAGUGUGCUCCACUCUCCUCCAUUGGUUCGCUGCCUACCUACGUAAUUGACUGAUCCGUAGCGACCCAUUCUAACGGCUGUGAUGCUUUCCUAUUUAAUAUGCUCCUCACUGUAUGUCUCUUUCAUUUGCCCAUACACACCGGUGUUUUCCUUCGCAUGCCAUCAUUGACCUUGUACAUACAGUCAACCGUGUUCCCGAAUCUCUGUUCGCUUCCAUUGAUUUGCGCACUCUCCGUGACCAUGCAACCUUUCACACUUGUCGUCAUGGUCUUAUCGCAUGCGGAUUCAACUCCUUGCCUCAUAAUAUAUCUAUACCGUAACAAUCGUUACCCCCCUC